ACCACAUCAGCUCCCCACCUUAUAUACCUUCACAUCACACCCCUACACCCUAUGCCCGCCCCCUGAGCGCGGCAACCCCCAUAUCCCCUUCCACCCAACCAUUCGAAACAAAUCACCAUGUCCAAAACAACCAAAUACCUCCUCGUCUCCCUCCCCACCUCCAUCACCCCCUCCCACCACCGCGACGACGCCCUCGACGCCGUCUCCGCCACAGUCGGCUCCGACAACGGCUCCGUCGCGCCCUUCCCCAUCCCCGAGUUCAAGAUCGGCACCCUCGAUGCCCUGGUCCAGCAGGCUGACGAGCUGGCCAAGCUCGAGGCGGGCUGCCAGGCUGUCGUGACCAAGGUCAGCGAUGCGCUGAAGAAUAUUUUGGAUGGUGAUGCGGCGCAGAUUGAGAGGGCGAAGGUUGUUAAUGAUAAGCCGGUGGAUCAGUAUCUGCGGACGUUUGCGUGGAAUAAGGUUAAGUAUCGGGCGGAUAAGUCGCUGAAGGAGUUGAUUGAUUUGUUGCAGAGGGAAGCAGCGAGUAUCGAUAACGAUAUCCGGUCGAAAUACUCCCAAUAUAACCAGGUGAAGAAUACGCUCUCAUCGCUGCAGCGGAAACAGACCGGCAAUCUCUCGACCAAAUCCCUCGCGUCCGUCGUCGACCCCCGCUCCCUCAUCCGAGAUUCCGAGUACAUCGAGUCGCACCUGGUGGCCGUGCCCGCCCAGCAAGUCAAGGAGUUCCUGAAGACGUACGAAACCGUAGCGCCGAUGGUGGUGCCGCGGUCAGCGACGCUGGUCGCCUCCGACAACGACUUCACGCUGUACGCGGUGACGACGUUCAAGAAGCACAGCGCGGAGUUUGUGCACCGGGCGCGCGAGCACAAGUGGAUCCCGCGGGAGUUCAAGUACGUCGAAGGCGGCAAGGAGGAGGAGCGGCGGGAGGUGGAGCGCGUGGGCGGCGACGAGCGCAAGCUCUGGGGUGAGACGCUGCAGCUGGGCCGGACCGCGUGGAGCGAUGCGGUCAUGGUCUGGAUGCACGUGUUGGUGCUGCGGGUGUUUGUUGAGACCGUGCUGCGGUAUGGGUUGCCGCUGGAUUUCGUGUGCACUAUUAUCCGGACACCCAAUGCGAAGCAGGCGGACAAGGCCAAGCACAACAUGGACGAGAAGUACUCGUACCUGGCGGGGAAUGCGUUCGGGCGGGACAAGAAGGGACGGGUCAAGCGAGACGACCCGCAUGAGAUGUCUGCGGGAGGCGAGGGGCAUGCGGAAUACACUGCGUAUGUGUAUUAUGAGUUUGCAUUCAACUAGGCAGCCAAACAGGGGGGUGGUGUUGGUGGGUUGAUACCACAAUUGACAGCGUAUGCAUGAUUUACAGCACUG
Messenger RNA from Aspergillus candidus, 1362 nucleotides. RefSeq names its product H(+)-transporting V1 sector ATPase subunit C. Gene Ontology annotation, molecular function: proton-transporting ATPase activity, rotational mechanism. Gene Ontology annotation, biological process: proton transmembrane transport. Bases 118 to 1290 code for a protein of 390 amino acids. Gene Ontology annotation, cellular component: vacuolar proton-transporting V-type ATPase, V1 domain. The record is from RefSeq and is a predicted model, not a curated record. The transcript is spliced from 5 exons. Lineage: Eukaryota; Fungi; Ascomycota; Eurotiomycetes; Eurotiales; Aspergillaceae.